Toxorhynchites rutilus septentrionalis is the source of this 1759-nucleotide messenger RNA. RefSeq lists its product as uncharacterized. Bases 93 to 836 code for a protein of 247 amino acids. NCBI's taxonomy places the organism in Eukaryota, Metazoa, Arthropoda, Insecta, Diptera, Culicidae. Gene Ontology annotation, cellular component: nucleus. The record is from RefSeq and is a predicted model, not a curated record. The transcript has 3 exons.
CAUCUUUCAUUCGAAUCAAACCAAACGUCAAACCCACUUUGUUUAUGAAGGAGUGAAUAAUUUCCGCAGCGGAUGAGCGGUGAACUGCAAAAAUGGAAAAAAACAAAAACAAAACAACCACUAAAAAUCAGUUCGAGCGGAUUGUGCUGCUUCUGGAGCAAGAGCCGGACAUAGCAAAGGGUUUCUCCCGAGGAAAUUCCGGACCCUACUGGGAUGAUCUGGCGGCAGAAGUCAAUAGUUUGGGACCGCCUAUUCGCGAUGGAAGUGGAUGGAAAAAGGUUUGGGCGGACUAUAAGUCCGGAUUAAAGCGAAAACUCGCUCACAACAAACGGGAGCAGAGGGCGACAGGUGGAGGACCCAAUAAAAUUAUCAAUUUGUCCGAGCUGGAGGAGCAGGCAGUUCUACUAACUGGGUUACUUGCGACCGUGGAAGGAAUCCCGGGUACCUCAUCUCAUGGAACACAGUUGGGUUCGCCUUCGGGUGAACCUCAAGCUGCAGACCAGGAAAAUUUUAUAUAUUAUGGUACUUCCGACGAGUGUGACGGUAUCAAUAAUACCAUUCACUUCCAGCCCUCUCAGCCGAAAAAAUCCAGACCUUCUACCACGAGGCUAUUAGAGCUGCAAGUCGAGCAACAAAACAAAUUUCACACCAAUGUGAAAUCCCUGUUAAAAAACACAAACAAGAAUUUGAGUGAUCUGGUUCAUUAUCAGCGCCAAUCAGCUCGAGCGAUUCUUUCCGUGGAUGCCACACUCAAAGAACAUCUGAGUGAACAAAAACGACAUAACCACGAGAUGGAGAAGAUCGCGCUGGAGAAAUCAAUAGCGACAAAUCCUUGAAACGCAGAUUGCGUAUAUUUCAGAACAUUAGAAUAAUGUUUCAAAAUAUCAGUGAUCUGAUUUUUUAUCUUUAUAUUGUAACUCAAGUAUAAAAAAAUGAAAAAAAGUUCUAAUCGUAUUUUUAUAUCUUUCCAUGGAAGAAAAAUCUUACUUAAUUUUUUCUUUGAAGUUUGUUUGGAAUAGCAUCAAAAUUAUAUAAACUUUUUUAAAAUUCACGAAUUUCGCCUAUAGUUUAUGGAACUUCCUUAACCCCUUCACGUACAACAUUGAACUUCACUCGUUGUUUCUCGAUGUGAAAUAAUUACAUAGCUUCAGGCAUAUGAUGAGGAUACCGACAACUGAAGAUUAUAAAAUUUCCGUUAUUUAAAAAAAAAUUGAAUGAGCUAAAAAUAUAAAAUAUAAUUUGAAUAUUAUAAUUAAAAUAAAAACGAACGAGUUAGUACGUAGUAAUAACUCCUUCGUUUUUAUUUUAAACACAACAUGUAUUUGCUCAUCAUAGGGCACCCAUGUUAGAUACCCACACUCAGCAGAGUAGCGGAACGACUCGAAGUGCUCGUUUUGGGCCGUGCUGUUGGAAAUUAAAUCGUACAGCAAGGGGUUAAAACAACGCAAAAAGUAUUAAUAAUGGUUAUUUGAAUACUUGGCCUGCUUACGAGAAAUCGAUAAUGACAUGUUCUCAAAGUGUUGGCAGGAAUAAGAGUAAAUAAUUCUGCCGAAACCAUAGUUAAGUAAGGAAGACACUUCCUUUUCCGGUGGUUGUUAUUUAUUUGAGCAUUUGCAAACAAGUUAGAUGAAAUUUAACAGUCAUAAAUAUUAAUUUAAACAAAAGUUUAUUAUGUAAACAGCUGCAUAACAUAUUAUAACUACUGAGAACGACCAAAUUCUAAGCAUAUAUUGUGAAGUGCACAGCAUACAUUUAUAAU